CACACACUCACACACAGACACAGAUAUGACCAAGACAGCAGCCAUAGCAUCUAAGGACUUCUCCAGUAUGUGGUUGCCAGAUAUCAGGAUGUCAAAGCCAGGAGAGCUGGAGAAAGCGGGGGCUGACUCACCAUUGGAGGGCACAGAUUCUGAGCGGAACGGACCUGAAUCAAAUCACCAGUCAAUGAAAGUCAGUCCUUUCCCUCUGUCACCAAGCCUGAGCAGCAGCAAGAAUAAGAUGGAGGAGUGUGGUGAGAUGUCCCCGGCCCUUCCUCACUCUCACGGCCCGACCCCCUCACAGACGGCCCUGCAACACACACAGCUCAUGCUGACUGGCUCCCAACUAGCAGGGUUGACAGCUCUGUUGCCAGCGCAGCAGCAGUUGUUGCUGCAGCAGGCUCAGGCGCAGCUCCUGGCUGCAGCUGUGCAACAGUCCAAUGCAGCCCAUGCUGCUCAUGCUGCCCACGCGGCCGCCCAAGCCAAUCAGCAAGCUCAGGCAGCAGCAGCAGCAGUAGCAGCAGCGAAUCAGCAAGCCCAGCAGCAGCAGCAGCAACAGCAGGCAGGACACACGGGUCAGCAGGCUCAGUCGCAGGGACAGGGGCAGAGCACACAGGAACAGACUGCCCAAAGUGUCCCUGUCCCACCUCCUCCACCCCAGCUUACCCUGUCCCAGCCCAUCCAGCUCACCGCCCAGGACAUCCAGCAGCUGUUGCAGCUUCAACAGUUGGUGUUGGUGCCCGGUCACUCGCUCCCAUCUCCUGCUCAGUUCCUCCUCCCGCAGGCACAGCAGGCCCAGCAAGGACUCCUAUCGACACCAAAUCUUAUUACGCUACCUCAGCAAAACCAAGGAAGUCUGCUGUCUGCUCAGAAUAGAAUGGGACUCCAAGCACAGCGAGAUAAGAGCAUGGAUGUGAGCGGUGGUGGAGGCGUGACUACGAUGCCCUCAGUGACCCCUCAUCCCGAGGAGCCCAGUGACCUGGAGGAGCUUGAACAGUUCGCCCGCACUUUCAAACAGAGACGUAUCAAACUGGGCUUCACACAGGGAGAUGUAGGUUUGGCCAUGGGGAAGCUGUACGGCAACGACUUCAGCCAGACGACCAUCUCCCGCUUUGAGGCCCUGAACCUGAGCUUUAAGAACAUGUGCAAGCUGAAGCCGCUGCUGGAGAAGUGGCUCAAUGAUGCAGAGACCAUGUCCAUAGACAGCACCCUGCCCAGCCCCAGCUCCCUGUCCUCUUCCUCUUUGGGCUUCGAGGGGAUGCCUGGUCGUCGCAGAAAGAAGAGAACCAGCAUCGAGACGAAUGUACGUGUGGCCCUGGAGCGCGCAUUCAUGACGAACCAGAAGCCUACCUCAGAGGAGAUCCUGCUGAUCGCCGAGCAGCUCAACAUGGAGAAGGAGGUGAUCCGAGUCUGGUUCUGCAACCGCCGGCAGAAAGAGAAGCGCAUCAAUCCCAGCAGUGCCACCCCUCCCCUGCCCAGCCAGCCCCCCACUGCCCCACCAGCACACAAACAACCCUGCUACAGCCCUCACAUGAUGUCCAGCCAGCUGUCGCAGGCCGUGACCAGUCUUAGCAGCACAACGGUGACCACCAUGCCCUCCAUCUGCUCCCUGACCUCCAGCCUCACCUCCACCCAUCCCUCCAUCAGCUCAAGCCACCUCUCUCUCAGCUCUGCACCCUCCCCGGUGACUCCUCCUCCUCCUCCCCGCAGCACGGCCAGCCCAGCCACUCCCAGCCACAGCACACUCAGCCUGAACACAGGCUUAUGGCGUAUGGGUAAAAAGAACGGUGACGUGUCUAACUACAUCACCGAUUUUGCUGCAAACUUGAGGAACACUGUGAUGGGAGUUAACACAGGGAUGAACCAAGCCCUCCUCGGUAACAAUCCCCUGGCCACUAUCCAAGCCCUAGCAGCCAGUGGUGGUCAGCUGCCUCUUUCCAGUCUUGAGGGGGCCAGUAAGGUUUUGCUGGGGGCCUCUGGGGGCCAGGGAGGUGGCCUCCCCUCCUCCCUCUUCCUCAACCACCCUGCCUUCCUCCACAUGUCCCAGAACCCCGGUGCUGGACUGAUCAGCGCCGCUGUAGCCAAAGCCUCCCAGGCCUCCCCCUUCCCCUCCGCCAGCAGCAUCAGCCCCACCCCCUGCUCCCCGUCCCCCUGCUCCAGCCCCGCCUCUUCCUGCUCCUCCAGCGAAAUGGCACACAGCCCGCCCCCUCUGGGUGGCGGCAAGAUCGAGUGACCACACAAAGGGCCAAUCAGAGAGGAGGAGGACGGAGGAAACGGGAACCUCGCCUUUCACACCAAAGCUAUCUCUUUCUCUCUCUUGUGCUCUUCUUCCGUUAUUAUUUUCAUGAUGGCUCUCUCUCUCUCUCUCCUUCUCUCCCAGUCUUUCGAUGCCAAAAAUAUACAGAAUGAAAGAGGGGAGAGGGAGGGAAAGAUGUGAAAGAGGGCAGAAGGGAAGGGAAAGGGGAAGAUCGAAACCAAAAAUCUUUAUCUAUCAAAAACAGACGAAAAGGCGGCAACGUGGGACCUUUUUGUCAACGACGCGUGAUAUCAACAUGGCACCUCUCCACUCUUUCUCUCUAAAGGAAAACAAACCAAUGACUCUUCCACAAAAGAGAAGGAAGAGACGGCGGAGAUGCAUGUCGACGAAUAUAAACCAAAAAUGACGAAAGAUAACUUUAAUAUGUGACAAAGGAAUGGCGGCAAGGACAAAAAAAUGGAGAGGACUGUGCUUACAUUUUUCUUUUUCUUUUUUUCGUAUUAUUUCGAAAAGCUGCGGGUCUGAAGGAAGAGGAGUCGGGAGGACAAGUUUAAACCAAAAAUUUACCUGAGGAGGAGGCGGAGGAGGAAUACACAAUGACGAAAAAAAAGUCAACCAUACCAAAAUCCCAAAUACCAAAAAUACGGAGAGAAAAGCUUUAUUCAAAAAGGACAUGUAAAUACUGAAGCUAUCCAGGACCAGGACUCUACUGCUACUGCAACACACACACACACACACAUCAAGAGCCAAUCCAUCCUGUCAUUGACUCAUCCUGUUUGUGUCAGAUCAUGUGUCUCUCAUAGGUUUUCAUGCUAGAUUGUUUUGAACAAUUGUGUAACGUUCGAUUGCCAAUACUGCUGCAUCUUCAUGCGUUUAUAGUCUCUUUACCUACCUCUGGUUCUAAGAGCAUAGAGAAAGCUUUCCUCUUCUUUUUUUUAUUUCAAACAUCCCUGACGGACUCUUAUUAUCCAGUAUCCGUUUUUUACACUUUGAGAAGUACACAUGGGAUUUGUGUUUUUAAUAAUUUAUUAGUGCGAUUUUUCCUACUCUAUUUAUUGCUGCAGCUUUUUUUUUUGUGUUAGCUUUUGGGGUUAUGACUCAUCAUCGUCAUUGUCAUCAUCUUCAUGUUUGUGUCUACGACGUGCAUUUUGUUCCUACAUGUGGCGGAGAUGAUGGACGUGACAAGACGCUCGUCUCAGUCCUCACCAAGUGCCGGUAGAUCAAAAAAAAAGUCGGCACACACUUUGUAGUUUGAUUUCAAGGUGUGAAUGAAUUUAUUAAGACCUAAACAUGUGGCGUUCUGUGCUCUUAAUCAAACCACUCUUUCCUCACUCUUAAAGAUAACCCAUUAUCAGCGGGUCCAGGGCUAAAUGAACAUGCCCUAGGAACUUCGCACACCUUCGUUAAAGAGUGGUUGACCAUUUUGAAAGUAUGAAAUAGGGCUGUGAUUGAAGAUUCGAAGUAUCAGCCGUUAAGACUGCAGGCUAAAUAAGUCAAUAAAGCCAAGUUUAGUCACAGCUCUCCUUCCUGCCUCGUCUAUCAGUGUUAGACGCCGCACGCUACACCUGUCUGUCUAGACAUGUUUACUGAUGUGUGUCUGUUUCCAUCAUCACCCCAUCAAUCACAUUUCACUGUCAUUUUCCACCUCAGACUGCCAUUAAUUCUCAAAUGGAAACCAAAGCAUUCUCAAGGCUGCAGGGCUCAUCUUGAAGGAGCCCUGGCCCAGACAUACGAACACAAUAAAGACACAGAGGAAGGUGGGGUGGGGGCUGAGAACAGGACGUUAGCACCGGAGGCCCCCCUGCCUUCCAGGUGUAAUCCCCUCCACCUGGCCCGUCGUAAAAACCCAACGGGGGAAGCUUUAUUUAGGGAACUGAUCCUUUACUCUGAACCCCCGGAGACAAGGGUAUGCUGCGGGGCAGGCGACGAAGGGACAUGCUGUUGUGAGGGGGAAACAAUGUUUUGUAAGAGGAUACCAAAAAUAAACCCAAACCAAAAAAACACAAAAACAUUAAAAACCAACAACCCAAGGAAUGACAGAAGCAAACCAAAAAGAACCCUAACCAAAUGUGGCUGGAGGGAGGAGGGGAGGAGGACAAAGUGCCGGCUGUCUGUCUGUGUGUCUGUCUGUUAGCUUUAGGGCUGCAGCGUUCGCCCCCCCCCCCCACACUCUGAAACUGUGUAGCAUGGAUAGAGAGAUGAAAUAAGACGCACAGACAGACAGGAGAGCAGGAGAAGGACAGACAAUUCCUCCCCUCCUCUGCCUCUCUCCAGCCCAGCUCUCUGGUCCUGGAUGGAGCUAAACGCAAAUGACCUCACUGAACUGAAAUCUUCUAAAAAAAAAAAAAAAAAAAUCUGUUUUUAUUUUUCUGUUGGUUGGUUCCGAUUGUUUUAUCUCUGCUGUGUCUCUUGAUGCUGUUUUAUGUACUGUACUUUAGUGCUUAUUACUCAUUUGGAAUAACGUACUCGCUUACUUACUACAAGAGCUCCUUAUUUUUUUCGUAGUCGUGCUAGAGAUUUUUAUCAGGUGGUUGGAAAAAAUACUGUGAAAAUUUAGCUUCCAGAUUUUUAUUAGAUAAAGAAACGGACUGUCUCGACAGAAAAAAAAACAGA
Paralichthys olivaceus (Japanese flounder) is the source of this 4867-nucleotide messenger RNA. It is a transcript of the gene pou2f2b, whose product is annotated as POU class 2 homeobox 2b. Gene Ontology annotation, biological process: regulation of transcription by RNA polymerase II. Lineage: Eukaryota; Metazoa; Chordata; Actinopteri; Pleuronectiformes; Paralichthyidae. Gene Ontology annotation, molecular function: RNA polymerase II cis-regulatory region sequence-specific DNA binding; DNA-binding transcription factor activity, RNA polymerase II-specific. The record is from RefSeq and is a predicted model, not a curated record. Gene Ontology annotation, cellular component: nucleus.